Stylonychia lemnae is the source of this 921-nucleotide messenger RNA. The record is from the annotation of a GenBank genome assembly. Lineage: Eukaryota; Ciliophora; Spirotrichea; Sporadotrichida; Oxytrichidae.
AUGGAAAAUAAUUAAGAAGAAGAAUCUUCAAAAGUUCUUGAAAAAUAUCUUUGGAAGGCCUGGAGAGGAAACAACAGAUUCUAUUUCAAUGGUAAGUUUGUAACUGGUCCAAAAUCUGAAGAGAUUGCUGUCUGGUUUGCCCAUGCUAUGCUGAUAAUUGUGCUUAUUUCAUGGAUUGUAUUUUUCAUGCCUUUUCUCAAUAUCAUUGAAGCUUACAAGAUAUCAGUAAUUGUUAUUUGCUAAACUCUUUUGACUCACGGACUACUAUUGGUCUGCUAAUAUUCAGAUCCUGGAAUUGUACAAAAAGAAGCUGAAAUUUGUCUAAAUCCAAAUGAUCCUAACUACAAUGAUGUAAUUUUUCAAUUCAAACUUUAUCUAAAUCCUAGGCCAAGAUAUUGUGAAACUUGCAAUAUAAUGAGACCCCCAAAAGCUUCUCACUGCAGUACUUGUGAUAAUUGUGUUGUAGCAUUUGAUCAGUAAGUCAUAUAGAUAUUGAAGACUUCUUCUAGCCAUUGUACCUUUAUAAACAACUGUGUUGGAUUGAGAAACAUGAGAGUAUUCGUAUUUUUCAUUUACUCAUCUUUCUUUUUGGCGUUAGAGAUACUUCUUACCUCUUUGUAUUUUUAUGUCAAGGCAAUGGAAUUGGGAUAUUUUGAAGACUUACAGGGGAGAUUUAAAGGCUUUUUCUUUAUUAUGAUUAUGGCAACACCAUUUCUAUAUACCUUUUCGAGAGAUGAUAACCUAUGGUCAAACAAAAUCAUAUCAGGUGUAUUGUCAGCAUUUAUUGUAUUUGGUGCUUUUAUAUAUUUGCUGAGGUUUGAUUAUGGACUGAGAGUAUCUCCUAUUGUUGGAUUUUUUGGAUACCUGGGACUUCUCUUUGUUAUAAUGUAAAGCUAAAUUUCCUUGAAGUUCUUAUUAUGA